AUGAAAAUAAUGACAGGUGAACCUGUUCGAACGAGUUCAAAAACGACUCAUGCACCUCCACCUCCAAUCCAAUAUUCAACAUUGAAUGUCUUACAAGCAAAUAUUCCGCUUAAUCCUCCAUUAACAAAGUCAAUUCUCAAACGUCCACCACCAGUGAUUAGAGAUUUACGCGAAAUGAAUUUAUUCAAUGAAUUAUACCCUUUUCAUCAUGGACAAGCCCAAGUUCAAGAAACAGUUGAAAUCAUUCCACAACCCGUCUCAUAUGAACGCUAUUUCUAUUCUUAUAUAGAUGAUCAUACCGAUCUACGUUCACGCGAGUACAUUAAAUUAGACCAAGGUGUUUAUGUUCGUUCAGAUAAUGCAGGUCAAUUCUGUACAAAUGAACACCUGACAACCUUAUUUCAUAAUAUCGAAUAUGAUAAUCGAUUGAAAUUAGACUUCUAUUCGUCGACACUCUACAUCUUUCCUAAGAAGCGAAAUGAAAAGUUCAUUUCCGAGAUUCGCUACAUUCCUGAACACAUAACCAUCCGAUACAAGACAACAUUGGAUUUACUCUCGUCGACUGAACCUUAUUACGAAAAUACUCAAGAUUUCUAUCAAAUAUCCAAAGACAUUUUCUACCGAAUUUAA
Adineta ricciae is the source of this 630-nucleotide messenger RNA. NCBI's taxonomy places the organism in Eukaryota, Metazoa, Rotifera, Eurotatoria, Adinetida, Adinetidae. The record is from the annotation of a GenBank genome assembly.